Molecule: messenger RNA, 564 nt
Organism: Hibiscus syriacus
Lineage: Eukaryota; Viridiplantae; Streptophyta; Magnoliopsida; Malvales; Malvaceae
Exons: 2
Coding region: 55-561 (168 amino acids)
Source: RefSeq, a predicted model, not a curated record
UGCUCAUCUGUUUUCUUCUUGAUUCAUCAGAUCAUGGUGUAAUCAAGAUCGAUCAUGGCUGUGACCAUCAAGAAAGCGGCCCUCGUCGUUGCUGGCCUCGGUGUCUUAUCUUUCAUCUUCGGAGUCAUUGCCGAGAACAAGAAGCAGGAGACCGGAACCCCAAUUCCCGGAAAAGACGUGGUUGUAUACAAGUAUCCGUCGGAUCCCUCCGUACGUGGCUCUCGGUUACAUGUCGGUUUCGUUUCUCGUACUUCUCUUGCCGGCUAUUUGUCACUGUUUUACCUUUAUGAAGGAAAAACUGUUCUCUUCCAGAGAACUGCUUUCUUCGUCUUUUUAAGCAUUGCCUUGUUUACAGGAGGAGGCCUAGCGGCGAGUCUGCUGUUGUGGCGGACGAUCACAGAGCAUGUUCACUUGAGUCUCAAUGUUCAUGAAAAUCUGAGCACACAAUGCCCCACUGCUAAGAUUGGACUCCUAGGUUGUGGUGCGUUUGUGUCCCUUGAUACAGCCCUCUUCUGGUUAGUUGCCCUUAUGUUGGCUGAUAAUGCCUUUCAAUCACUUUGAUGA